AUGGAUAGCGAAUACCAAGUCUCUUUGAUUACAUGUAUCUUUGGCGGGUUCAUCCUAUUGUAUGGGCUAUGUUCCCUUGGUCUUAAGGAGAAGCUAUACAUGUCAGAAGCUCGCAAGAGUAUAGUGAUUGCCACAUUAUAUGGCAUUUUCAUCGGACCCCUUGGUGUUGGCCUUGUUGAUCUUGAAGGAUGGGAUGGCAAACAUGAACUUACACGAGAAUUUAGUCGAAUAGCGAUCGGCAUCCAAGUCAUGGUUGUUGGUAUCACACUGCCGAAAAAGUACCUCAUCAAAGAAGCCCGCUCGUUGUCUAUUCUUCUCGUGCUGGUGAUGAGUACCAUGUGGAUCGUGAGCGCACUUUGUGUAUGGCUAGUGUUUCCCAAUCUCACUUUUCUGGAAGCCCUUAUGAUUGCAUCAUGCUUUACACCCACAGACCCUGUACUUGCCAACUCGAUCGUUCAAGGCCAUUUUGCAGAAAAAUAUGUUCCAAACCAUGUAAGGAACAUCAUUGUGGCAGAAAGCGGUGCCAAUGACGGAUUAGGUUACCCUUUCCUUUUUAUUGCAAUGUUCCUGAUUCAAAUGCCUACCGGCGAAGCAUGGAUACGGUGGACACUCGAAGUGAUGCUGUAUCAAAUAGCACUAUCCAUCUUUAUUGGCUUUGUCACCGGUUUCUUAGCUCGAAAGUUGCUACGUUUGGCGCACGAUAGGAAACUCGUUGAUGAAGAAUCAUUUUCAAUCUAUGCAUUAGCACUAGCCCUUUUCCUUAUCGGCUGGGUUGGUGCACUCGGCAGUGAUGAUCUUCUUGCCUGUUUCAUUGCAGGGUGCUCAUUCACGUGGGAUGGAUGGUACCAAUACAAUUCAGAGAACUCACAUGUCGUAGAGGUCAUUGAUAUGAUGCUUAAUCUUGGCAUGUUCAUGUACAUUGGUGCUAUUAUGCCAUGGUCAGCCAUGGUACAAUUAGGCAUAAUGCCCCUUGUUUUGCUUGCCGUUCUUGUACAUUUAUUCCGCCGCUUACCUGUGGUUGCAUUAUUGUACCCUAUUAUACCAGCGGUGCAUGACUUGAAAGAAGCCCUAUUCACAGGAUUCUUUGGGCCCAUGGGUGUUGGUUCGGUGUUUUAUUGUUCUGUGGCAAUGAUCGAUAUCACUUUGGAACAAUCGGAUAGCUAUGGAAGUCAAAUUCUAGAACCCAUUGUCUACGCCAUUGUAUUAUCAUCCAUCCUUGUUCACGGCAUUACAAUCCCUGUAUUCCAAGCUGGGAACAACCUGAAGCAACGUAUAUCCUCGAGGCAUCAAUACGAAAAUGUACCCGAUAUUGAGCGUAGAUCACUGCAAAACAGCGAACACUAUAGAUCCUAUGGCUCCCUUACCGAGCAAUAA
Messenger RNA from Lichtheimia ornata, 1374 nucleotides. RefSeq lists its product as uncharacterized. Gene Ontology annotation, molecular function: sodium:proton antiporter activity. NCBI's taxonomy places the organism in Eukaryota, Fungi, Mucoromycota, Mucoromycetes, Mucorales, Lichtheimiaceae. Bases 1 to 1374 code for a protein of 457 amino acids. Gene Ontology annotation, cellular component: plasma membrane. The record is from RefSeq and is a predicted model, not a curated record. Gene Ontology annotation, biological process: regulation of membrane potential; sodium ion export across plasma membrane; proton export across plasma membrane. The transcript has 10 exons.